Gamsiella multidivaricata is the source of this 1025-nucleotide messenger RNA. RefSeq lists its product as uncharacterized. NCBI's taxonomy places the organism in Eukaryota, Fungi, Mortierellomycota, Mortierellomycetes, Mortierellales, Mortierellaceae. The coding region runs from base 125 to 910 and encodes 261 amino acids. The record is from RefSeq and is a predicted model, not a curated record. The transcript has a single exon.
ACCGGACCAAAUAAAGCUACUGACCAUUCAGCGCGCGCUGUCUGUGCUCCCUCUUACAUUCCUCCCCUCUCUUUCACUAUCGACCACACACACUUCGCCAACAGCCCUCCCCUGCCUCUGCUGAAUGAUCGUUGACCACCUCGUUACCAGGAGCGCCGUCCGCUCUGUCGGGCUGCUGCUCGCUGCCAUCGUUCCCCUCGCCACCUGCUACUUUCUCUACAUGAUCGCCUACAAGGAAACGCCCCUCGACACCCUCCUCCACCAGGUCCCUAUCGUCCUCAAACUACUCCAUUCCAAUUCCACAAUCUAUGCAGAAGCCCAUAUACCUCCCACAGGAGCACAGUCCACGGUCACCGCAGCCGCCUUCAGUCCAUUCAGCUCCAUGGCAGCCGACCUCCCCUUUACUGCUGCGUCCAAUUGCAACACUAAUGCCCAUGCCGAGACCGAGUCCUUCAACCUUUCUCCUGCCAUGAGCAUUCUUUUGUCACUCGCCACCUUCCUGGAGACCCAUGGGUACCGCGAUCUCACCAGUAUCCCAGGGUAUCGCCACUUGGCUGCCCUCCAGCCAUUGACCGCUCGAUUGUCGCCGAUUUUGCAACCGAUUCUGUCCUUGAUCUCGUCCCACAAGACAUUGGCCUGGAUUGUAUCACUAUUCCACAUCUGGAUGGCGACCGAGUUGUUGUUCUACGUUCAUUUCUGGACAAGGCUUGCUCAGGCGCAGAUGGUCGACCGUGUGGUCAAAGGGCCGAGAAGCAGAGAGGAGCGCCUGGAGUUGUUCCAGAGAUGUAUCGAGACCACCGGCAAAGGCGAAGCUGCGAAGAAGUGGGCCGAAACUUGGUUUGAUACAGGACGGACGGCCCAGCCAGCGAAAUUUGAAGAGAUUGGGCGGUCGAAUAUGAUGCAUUGGUAGGUCGCUUUUUUCCUUGUAACAUUCCUGUUUACUACCAACAUGUGCUUUCCUCUCAUUCAAGGGGGGGAUCAUCACAGAAAGAAAAAGGAGUUCCACAUCUUCAUGACCGUUGGGA